AUGGUAAUCAAUGUGAUUGGAACGUAUAUGACUAUCAAAAUUUCCUCGUUGAUUUGUCUAAUAAUACCUGUUCUCCAAUUCGUAACCUUUUUUUGGAUGCCAGAAUCGCCGAAUUACUUACUGAUGAAAGGUAAACGUGAAGAAGCACGGCAAGCGCUUAUUGCAUUAAAAGGAUCGGAUGAAGCAGAUCGCAGCUUGGACGUGAUCGUAGAAGUUAUAGAAGAAAACAGGUUAAAUAAAACUGGCUUCAUCUCGAUAUUUGAGAAAAAUAACCGAUCAAAGUUGGUAACCUUGUUAGGACUACGCGUAGCCCAGCAGUUUUGUGGUGUGAUAGCUUUUAAUAUAUUCGCACAAACUAUUUUUCAGGAAAGUGCCGAUUCCAUUUCGCCUCUAUUGGGAACAGUCAUUUUGUAUACAGUACAAAUAGUGUUUUCUGUACUAAGUUCACUAUCAGUAGAUAAACUCGGCAGAAGGCCUUUAUUGAUAGUAUCUGCAAUUGGAACGAUAUGUGUUUUACUUGCAGGAGGGGCAUUCUUUUUUAUUCGAGACGUGAUCAAAGCUGACACCUCACACGUUUCAUUCGCACCGGCGCUUAUUUUGAUCCUAUUCACAUUCUGCUACAGUUUAGGUUUACAAACCAUGCCCAAUUUUAUGGCGGCCGAGCUGUAUCCUACGAACUUGAAGCCAUACGCCUGCACAAUCGGCGAUGUAAUGUUUUACUCAUUCUCGGCCAUUGUAUCCCAAUACUUCCAAUUUACCAAAGAUAACUACGGCCUCUUCGUUCCUUUCUGGACCUUUGCCGUCUGUUCCAUCAUUGGAUUGGUAAUAAUUGUAAAAUUUAUGCCUGAAACUAAAAACAAAACAUUGGAGGAUAUACAAAAAGAAUUAAGUAGUAAAUAA
Molecule: messenger RNA, 900 nt
Organism: Photinus pyralis (common eastern firefly)
Lineage: Eukaryota; Metazoa; Arthropoda; Insecta; Coleoptera; Lampyridae
Product: facilitated trehalose transporter Tret1-like
Exons: 1
Coding region: 1-900 (299 amino acids)
Biological process (GO): transmembrane transport; quorum sensing
Cellular component (GO): membrane
Molecular function (GO): transmembrane transporter activity; peptidase activity
Source: RefSeq, a predicted model, not a curated record